This is a messenger RNA of Ananas comosus (pineapple), 658 nucleotides long. RefSeq lists its product as uncharacterized. The transcript is spliced from 3 exons. Lineage: Eukaryota; Viridiplantae; Streptophyta; Magnoliopsida; Poales; Bromeliaceae. The coding region runs from base 20 to 658 and encodes 212 amino acids. The record is from RefSeq and is a predicted model, not a curated record.
UGUUGUAAACUGUUGCUCUAUGGAGCAGGAGCAGGAGCAGGAGCAGGAGCAGGAAAAAGGGUCCAAGGUUGAUGAACCACUUGAUCGUGUUCAAACAAGCUCCACAGUGCUCGAUUACAUGGGAGUGGCCAAUACAAAUGCAAUGACGGAGAACGAACAAAAGAUCCGGGAUGAGUUGGAGUCCGAAAUUGAGAGGGGUUUGGAAGAAGAGAUUAAAGAUGGCAUAUAUGGCCUCGCACUCCGCCUCCAAAGAUUGUAUCUGCACAAGCAGCAUAGGAAGAUGUCGGCAUCGUCAACUAGUUCUAAUAGGGAACCAUCGCACGGACCAAAAAGUGAACGUCUCUCCGAGCUGAAUAUCAUUAUUAGAUCAGAUGGCAAGAGCAAGAUUGAGACAUAUGAAGUCAAGCCCAGUUUUCACAACCUAGUUAGACCAUACAGUUCUCGAUCUAAAGCUAAGCAAGUAAAGUUGCGCAAUUGCAUCAGUCAAUUGGAUCAGUCGAAGUUACUUCGACCGCAAAAAGGAUUCAUAGGUGGCAGUAAAAUGAAUAGCUCUUUGGGGUUCGAACCUCAAGAGGAAUGGUUGGAUGCCUCUUGUCAAAAUGACAAACAGUUCGAGAGGAAAAAUAAGAAAAAGAUUGGCUCGGAAUGGAAAUAUUAG